UGCAUGUAUGAAAAGGUCAAUGAACUAUUAAGUCUCGCCAAGAAGUGUUACAUAUCAGAAUUAUAUAUCAAGUAGCGAGAAAUAUAUCUCGUUAGUACACAUAAUUUGUUCCACACAAUUCUCGCAAACAUGGAAACUAAAUUAACCUAACACAACAGGUUGGCCACCUUGGCACACCUCUUGAGUGUCACCCACGGAGCCGUCGCCGGGACUCUCACACUUGUCCUCCACAAAACAGCUUUCUCGGCGAGCCAGAGAAGAAUAUAAGGUGAGCGCUUAGUAGAGACCCCUCACUCCUCACCAGACCUUCCCACAGGACGCCCCACCAUGCAGACCCUUGUGUUCGGUGAGCCCUAUCACUUAAGAAGACUGAGGGUGGACAGAGCACCGUGUAGAGCACCGUAGAAGCUUGUAGCGAGGGCAGCAAUGCUCAGAGUAAAGAUUGCAUCUCUGAUUUUUCUUGUUUCCAGCGGUGUUGUUGGCGGCAGCAGCAGCGGCAACGAUCCCCGAGCAGGAGCCGCUUUCAACCAACGUCACGUUACCAGUGUAUGGGUUCUUCAAUGAGAAUAAUGCCUCCACUGCAGCCCCUGCCGAACAAGGCGACCACCAACCGGCAACAACCAGCCGGCCAGGCAACGAGCAGCUAACGUACGCAGACUCUCAGAGUCCACCUGUCCAGCCUGAGGAAACCUUAGUGAAUCACGAGGAGCCUCUUGAGCAGUCCACCCAGCAGGCUCACAGCCAGCCCGAGAUUUCGUCAGUGGACAAUGUGCAUACCAUCCAGGCGGCUGGCGAGAAUGCCAGCAACGAUACACUGCAGGUCCAACAGUUCCCACGCAGCCCUGGAGAGCUCGCAGGCCGACCAAGCCAAGCCAUCCAAGCAACCCAAGCAGGCCAAGCAAACCGCCCCCCUAAAGGAGGCGGCCGUCACAUCCUCACAGCCCCCACAGAGUUACAACACCCAUGAGAGCACACCAACACCCAAAGCCGAAACUACCUCCGCCGCGCCCCAGGAACCCCUAAACCUAUCGUCGGGCGCCAGCUUCAUGCUGGGCGCCAUCUCCACCACAUUCAGCUGCCUCGACCGUCCGUAUGGCUACUACGCUGACCCAGACAACAACUGCCGCAUCUUCCACGUGUGCCACCCUUCCCUCUUACAUGACGGCAGCGUUCACACCUACCAGUACAGCUUCAUGUGCGGCGAGGGGACAGUGUUCGAUCAGAAGGAAAUGACGUGCGUGGCGGAGUGGGUGGCCACCCCCUGCACGGAAGCAUCUUCCUUUUACCUCAGGAACCAGGAAUUUGGACAGGUCCAGGAAAGGCGCCCUUGAUGGGUUAGAGCAGGG
Molecule: messenger RNA, 1346 nt
Organism: Scylla paramamosain (green mud crab)
Lineage: Eukaryota; Metazoa; Arthropoda; Malacostraca; Decapoda; Portunidae
Product: acidic proline-rich protein HP43A-like
Exons: 2
Coding region: 768-1331 (187 amino acids)
Cellular component (GO): extracellular region
Molecular function (GO): chitin binding
Source: RefSeq, a predicted model, not a curated record